Messenger RNA from Lethenteron reissneri (Far Eastern brook lamprey), 1069 nucleotides. RefSeq names its product protein Wnt-7b-like. Lineage: Eukaryota; Metazoa; Chordata; Hyperoartia; Petromyzontiformes; Petromyzontidae. Gene Ontology annotation, biological process: cell fate commitment; multicellular organism development; positive regulation of JNK cascade. Gene Ontology annotation, cellular component: extracellular region. Gene Ontology annotation, molecular function: cytokine activity; frizzled binding. The record is from RefSeq and is a predicted model, not a curated record.
AUGGCGCGCGCCAGCGCCUCGGCCACGCGGCAGACGGCGCCAUGCGGCGCGCGCGUCCACCGCUGGGCACCGCCGCACCGCCCCCUCCUCCUCCUGCGCAUUGCUGCUGCUCUCACGGCGGCCUUCUUCUACUCGCGAGUGGGGGCGCUGUCCGCGGACACGAUCUGCGGCAAGAUUCCGGGACUGACGCCACAGCAGCGGGCGCUGUGCCGGAGCCACCCGGACGCGAUGGUCGCGGUCGGCGAGGGUGCGCGCCUGGGAAUCGGCGAGUGCCGGCACCAGUUCCGAUUCAGCCGCUGGAAUUGCUCGGCGCUGGGGGAGGAGACGGUGUUCGGCCAGGAGCUCCCAGGCGGUAGCCGAGAAGCGGCCUUCGCGCACGCCGUGAUGGCGGCGGCCGUGGCGUACGCCAUCACGGCGGCGUGCGGCCGGGGCGACCGGAGCUGGUGCGGCUGCGACGGCGCCAAGCAGGGCGGCUUCUACGAUGCACAGGGCGGCUGCUCGGCCGACCUCAGCCACAGCCUCGAGUUCUCGCGCCUCUUCGUGGACGCGCGCGAGGUCCAGCGGAGCGCGCGCACGCUGGUGCUGGAGGAGAAGAUGAAGCCGGUGUGCAAGUGCCACGGAGUGUUGGGCUCGUGCACCACCAGGACGUGCUGGGCCACGCUGCCCCAGUUCCGCGAGGUGGGCUCCGCGCUCAAGCGCAAGUACGACGAGGCGGUCCACGUGGAGCCGGACCGGCUGACGGGCAGCGUGGGCACGCGCGGCCGCCCGUGCGACCGCACGUCGCCGCACGCCGACGGCUGCGAGCUGCUGUGCUGCGGCCGCGGCUACGACACGCGCCGGUACACGCGCUCGUGGCAUUGCAAGUGCGAGUUCCGCUGGUGCUGCUACGUGCGCUGCAGCACGUGCAGCGAGGGGGCGGAGGAGUACACGUGCAAGUGACGGCGGCGGCGGCUUGCUGGGAAGCUGGGGCCCCGACUAAUCCGCCGGCUCGAUCGCUCGCCCCGUCGACUGUCGGCCAUGGCCCCCACGGGCCUCGCCCCUGGCAACAACAAUCAUGGCCGGACAAAAU